AUGGAGGCGAACAGUGCUUUCAGAGUGUUUUGGAAAUCAAGGCAAUUGUACACGAGAAAACCAACAGCUGAUUCAGAGGAUGAAGUCCCACUGACAUGGAAAAGGAAGCAUUUUAAAAGGAAGAAGAGACCAUCAAAAGAAGUCUCUGAAAAACACUCUCCAGUGCAGGACUGUGAUGAAAUGAUCACAUUCCCCUGCUCCGUUUGCAAGCGUGAGGUUGGCCUGCCUGGCGUUUUCCUCCACAAAAAGCGGCAUGUGGCUCUGAGCACACUGGGCCUGCAGUGGACCGGGGGGAGGAGACCAGGGCUCUCGGCGAUCGUAGACCAGAGACAGUCCGUCAUUACUAAGCUGCUGUCAUCUUUUGCGUUCAAUGAGAAAACCUUGCAGAGCAUUAAUAAUGCUUUUGAGCUACUGUGGAAGAGACAGGUACCAGCAUACUAUAGGAUUAUGGAGAACAUUUGCGAGAGUUCCAUACACCCUCAAAAAAUCAGUCACCUAUUAAUUAAAGGAGCAGCUAUUUGCAAUGACAGGAAUUCCACAUGGAGAGUUGACAUGAACGAUAAAUUCAUUGUUGUGAAUAAUUUUGGCAGUAAACCCAAUGUGUGUUUUUUUGGUUUGUUUGAUGGACAUCACGGAGCCUCAGCGGCCGACUUGACCUCAACAGAACUCCCAGUUUUACUUCUCCAUCAACUUUCCAGCCUUGAUCCUUCCUACCAAAUGACUCCUGAAGAGCAAAAAGUAAUCAAUUCUUUUAACACAGUGUUUAGAGAGGACUAUAGAGCUAUAGAAGACUCCUUCUCUUCCAAAAAGAAAAGGACAAAAGGAAUGAAAAGCGUGUAUGAGAACAUACACAAAGCCUUUGCCAAAGCGUUUUGGAGAAUGGACAGGCUUUUACGUCUUGGAAGGAGGGAAGUGUCCAGGGUCCGAUGGAGUGGCUGUUCCGCAGUCACUUGCAUGCUGGAAAGCAAUGCUGAGAGUCCCGAAGCCAGGAAGUCUUGGGGAAGAAUCAGUGACCUUGGUGCUUUGGCAGAUAGGCAUCUUUUCUCGGGGAUGCCAAAAAUCACCACUGGAGUGCUACAUGUUGCAAAUGCUGGUAACGUGCAAGCAGUCUUAUGCAGAAAUGGGAAAGGCUUCCGCUUAACCAAAGAGCACACCACCCGGAACACGGACGAGAGGCGGCGGGUGCUCCGGCAGGGCGCGGCCAUCAGCGCCAACGCGCCGCACGGCCUCCUCCAGGGGCAAAGGGCCACCACACGCGGCCUUGGCUUCCAUGGGGAUCUCAAGCUGAAAAAAUUCAUCAUUCCAGCACCUCAGACGAUUUCUGUGCCCAUAGAUGACUUGUGUCAGUUCCUCAUCCUGGGCACUGAUGGGCUCUGGGACGUUCUGGACACAAAGGAGGUCACCGCACUCACCAUGUCAGCUUUCCAAGCGCACAGAGAAACGCGGGGUCCUGCCGCGGGGAACAAACCGUCACCGCCCAGAGGGUCUCUGCUUUGCCCCAUCAGUGAACAAACCACAUCGAAAUCGGAGCCUAACAUCCACACAGUGUUUCAGUGCAAAUCUGCAGAAUGCGUGUCAACUGUCAAUUCAGAAGAAAACCUGUCAGUUUCAAAACAUUCUAUUUGUGACCCUGAAAGUUCAGGGCUGUUUCCACCGAAAGUGACCACUCGUGAUGCCUGCAGUGAGGAAGGAACCGACGGACUGACCAGUGUGGAAAGAGAGCCAAGAGACUCAAGAGAAAAUCAGAGAGGACUAGGCUCUCAGCACUUCUAUGAUGGUGCCGCCGCGUCCAUCAGCCAGGAGCUCGUCAACGCUGCUCUGGCGGCUGGCUCCAGAGACAACAUCACCGUCAUGGUGAUACUUCUCAGCGGGACUGAGCAUCAGCUGCUGACAUAA
Messenger RNA from Rangifer tarandus platyrhynchus (Svalbard reindeer), 1896 nucleotides. NCBI's taxonomy places the organism in Eukaryota, Metazoa, Chordata, Mammalia, Artiodactyla, Cervidae. The record is from the annotation of a GenBank genome assembly.